Molecule: messenger RNA, 744 nt
Organism: Penicillium pulvis
Lineage: Eukaryota; Fungi; Ascomycota; Eurotiomycetes; Eurotiales; Aspergillaceae
Exons: 3
Coding region: 1-744 (247 amino acids)
Biological process (GO): vacuolar proton-transporting V-type ATPase complex assembly
Cellular component (GO): extrinsic component of endoplasmic reticulum membrane; Vma12-Vma22 assembly complex
Source: RefSeq, a predicted model, not a curated record
AUGCCUCAGAUACCAACGCCUCCUGCAUCGCGACCAGGGUCGGAGGCUCCUGAGGUGGAGAUCAAGCCCGCGGAGGCCCCGGGAGCUUCAACGGAGUUGCUCCAGUCGUUGGACAUCCUUCUGGAACAGUACUUGCACUUGCUUGAUCGACAGCAGGAGCUACAGUCUGGGCUAGCAAAACAAUUGUCUUCGGGAUUUCUUGCCCUCGCCCAUGCAAACUACACCUGUCCUCCCGGCCGACGAUAUGGCGCGGACUACUAUGAUGAACGGAUGAAGGCAACCAGGAAGAUUUCGGUCCAAAGGAGACCUGAAGAUGACAACGAAGCUACCGACUCGACAGAGGCUAGCAGAACCCCGUCGGAGGCUGAGUACCAGUUCAACAUCGAGUACACUCCGAGCUGCACGCCCGAAGAGCCAGCCGAGACAAAAGACAAAUUGCAGUCCGAAGACUCCAAACUCCAAAAGACAUCGAAACUCGACACUGGGAUCACGACCGAGAGUGAUUCACCAGUUGAGGAUUCCGUCCCCAACAAAUCCUCAGUAGAGUCCAAGGCCCCCAAGAAGUCUAGACCCAGUGAUCCUAUAUAUUGGUACGGAAUCUUGGUGCCGCCAUCAUUACGCACUGCUCAAAAGUCGUUUACCGACGGUAUUCAAAACGAGGUACCUGCAUUGGCGGCCGUGGUGGUCGAGAUGCAUGGUCUAGAGGACAAGAUUAAUAAGAUACGGACUGAGCUUGGAAGCUAA